UGGCCAAGCAGAGGGAGCCAAUAGGGGGCGGCGUUGUUGGGAGGACGGUGCUGUCAGGCGGAGCAGAGACGAUGGCGGCCGCGCUGGGCCGCCUGUGGGAGCGGGCCGCUGGCGGCAGGCUUUUUCUGCUCCAGCAAGUUGCAGUCCAUCCCUCCCAGCUCCUGUCAGCAUCAGUCUUCACACAUUGCCGGGAGCUGCCUUUCAGCCACCUCUCCUUGAAGCCCACAGGCACCAUCCCCUCCUUCACCAGCCCAGUGCCCUCCUGGAGCCAUCAGCAGAUCCGCACAAAAGCGCGUGGGAACGAGUAUCAGCCCAACAACCGCAAGCGCAAACGGACCCACGGCUGGAUCAAACGCAUCAGCACACCGGCUGGGAUCGAGGUGAUCCUCCGGCGCAUGCUGAAAGGCAGGAAGUCUCUGACCCACUGAAGGUUUGGUGUGGGGUGAGCUGGAACAGAGCCCUGGAGCUGCUAUGGGUUUGGAGCACCUCAUCUUGGGUCCUUGUACUGAGAGAAGGGCUGUGAUGGGCAGCAGUGACCGACUGCUCUUCCCGUGUUGGAAGCGUGUGGGGAAUUGCACUGAGAGCGGCCUCCAAGGGCUUUGUUUGAUGGCUGCUUUCUGCUUUUCUAAUUGUGAGGUUGUUGCCACUUGUGUGUACAAUUGUAAGAUCACCUUGUGAAAACACAAGCAUUAAUUAAAGCCUAGCAACUUGCGCUGAA
Tympanuchus pallidicinctus (lesser prairie-chicken) is the source of this 718-nucleotide messenger RNA. It is a transcript of the gene MRPL34, whose product is annotated as mitochondrial ribosomal protein L34. The transcript has 2 exons. Gene Ontology annotation, cellular component: ribosome; mitochondrial large ribosomal subunit. Gene Ontology annotation, biological process: translation. NCBI's taxonomy places the organism in Eukaryota, Metazoa, Chordata, Aves, Galliformes, Phasianidae. Bases 72 to 428 code for a protein of 118 amino acids. The record is from RefSeq and is a predicted model, not a curated record. Gene Ontology annotation, molecular function: structural constituent of ribosome.